Cylicocyclus nassatus is the source of this 729-nucleotide messenger RNA. Lineage: Eukaryota; Metazoa; Nematoda; Chromadorea; Rhabditida; Strongylidae. The record is from the annotation of a GenBank genome assembly.
AUGUACUUGAACCAUGAUAGAUUUGGUGCGGAACAUCCUUCUGUGGUUCAAUGUCAUUUCGUGCAUUACAAGCACAGUGUCCCGCUCGUCCAGUUCCUAAGUGAGUACGCGGAAAUCUCUACGGAUCUACGCGUGGAUAACCAGAUGUUUCGCCUAUCACUUGCCGUGCUUGUAUUAUCAGAAUGUGCGCUAUCGAUGCCUCCACCAGCAGGAUUGAAUUUGAAGCCAGCAAAAGCGAUCGGUGAAGAGCAUCCAAAUGUCCCACUGAGUAAUGCUCCUGCAGAAGUGUCCAAAGAGCCUCCCAAUCUUCGACUGAGGUCCAGAAUGAUGGCCGCCUUGAAUGCAGUUAACGAAACCAGCAAAAAGGAACUCGUCCCGCUUGGUUCACAAACCCUGAUUUUAACCAAGAACAGAAAGUACAAAAAGCCUUCGUCCUCGAGAUCAUUUUUCGGUGCAGUGACAGAGGAGCCGAUUACGGCUGCGCCAUUAGCUGUGCGACCUGCUCCAAAAACUCUACCAUCGUCGGCAAAUUACGGCGUGAACCCGGUACUACAGACGAAUUUCGUUGACGCUCAAGGACGAGUGUUGAAAAACGUCGUUUCAAUACCUAUUCGAGUUGGAGAAGCAAAGAUUAAAGCAGUCAGUGCUGCCUCGGUAUCGCUGGUUGAGGGAGAAGCCGAGAAUGGAGUUCAUGUGAAGUUUGGACAAGCCUCUCCGGCGCCCAUCUAA